This is a messenger RNA of Mucor mucedo, 660 nucleotides long. RefSeq lists its product as uncharacterized. Gene Ontology annotation, biological process: mRNA splicing, via spliceosome. The transcript is spliced from 4 exons. Gene Ontology annotation, molecular function: RNA binding. Lineage: Eukaryota; Fungi; Mucoromycota; Mucoromycetes; Mucorales; Mucoraceae. The record is from RefSeq and is a predicted model, not a curated record. Gene Ontology annotation, cellular component: U5 snRNP; U2 snRNP; catalytic step 2 spliceosome. Bases 1 to 660 code for a protein of 219 amino acids.
AUGUCAAAUAUUGUCAAUUACAGACUUCGAAUCACUCUAUCCGAUUCACGUAUUUUGACUGGUCAAAUGUUGGCCUUUGAUAAACACAUGAACCUCGUUUUGGCUGAUUGUGAGGAAUUCCGUAAAAUCAACAAGACCGCCAAAGAUAAUUCAGCAGCAAACCUCGAACAAAAGAGAACAUUAGGUCUCGUCAUUUUAAGAGGUGAAACCAUCGUCAGCAUGUCUAUCGACGGUCCUCCUCCUCCAUCUUCUGAUGAUAUUAGAUCUAGAGGUCUUGGCUUAAUGUCUGGGCCUGGUAUGGGAAGACCUAUGGGUCGUGGUUUACCUGCCGCUCCUCCCCCAAUGGGUGCUCCUAUGGCUGGCCUUUCUGGUCCCGUUCGUGGUGUUGGCGGUCCUGCUCCUGGUAUGAUGCAACCCAGACCUGGUUAUCAAGGUGCUCCUGUCGCUUAUGGUCGUCCUCCUAUGCCCGGUAUGCCUCCACAAGGUAUGCCUCCACAAGGCUUCCGUCCUCCUCCAGGUAUGCCUCCCAUGGGUUUCCGUCCUCCUCCUGGUAUGCCUCCCCCAGGUUUCCGUCCUGGCAUGCCUCCUCAAGGUUUCCCUGGUGCUGGAAGAGGUGCACCACCACCCGGUUGGAACCAACGUCCUCCUCCACCUCAAUAA